Letharia columbiana is the source of this 4992-nucleotide messenger RNA. RefSeq lists its product as uncharacterized. The coding region runs from base 1 to 4992 and encodes 1663 amino acids. Gene Ontology annotation, biological process: glutathione metabolic process. Gene Ontology annotation, cellular component: cytosol. Lineage: Eukaryota; Fungi; Ascomycota; Lecanoromycetes; Lecanorales; Parmeliaceae. The record is from RefSeq and is a predicted model, not a curated record. The transcript is spliced from 4 exons. Gene Ontology annotation, molecular function: 5-oxoprolinase (ATP-hydrolyzing) activity.
AUGGCUGUCACUCGAGACCGUGGUAUCCGCAUAGCAAUAGAUAGAGGAGGUACAUUCACCGAUUGCGUUGGAAACCCCGGGAGUGGAAAAAUGGAAGAUGACAUAGUGAUCAAACUCCUUUCGGAAGACCCGUCCAAUUACGAUGAUGCCCCUCUCGAGGGUAUCAGGCGCAUGCUGUCCAGCUUCACUGGAAAGGAAGUACCUAGGGGGGAGCCCCUGGACACGUCAAAAAUUGAAAGCAUCCGUAUGGGUACUACUGUAGCCACCAACGCGUUACUGGAACGAAAAGGUGAAAGGAUUGCCAUGGUCGUCACCAAAGGUUUCAAGGACUGCCUCGAGAUCGGUAACCAAUCAAGACCAAAAAUCUUCGAUCUGGCUAUUCGGAAACCCGAAGUCCUUUACGAACAGGUAGUCGAGAUUGAUGAAAGGGUGACACUUGAGGAUUACGCAGAAGACCCGGAGAGGCACAUCACUAAGACCGAUGACUCGACCGCUGAGGAGGGUCUCGUACGAGGGCUGUCAGGAGAAGCUGUCCGGAUACUUAAGAGACCGUCCAAAGACACAAUCAAAUCACAACUACAAAAUCUCUAUGAUGAUGGCUUCCGCAGCAUUGCUGUUUGCCUUGUCCAUGGAUAUACCUUUCCCGAUCAUGAGGCGAUGGUUGGGCAAGUGGCCAAAGAGAUCGGCUUUGAACAUGUCAGCUUGAGCCACGAAUUGAUGCCGAUGAUCAAGCUUGUUCCACGAGCUACCUCUGCAUGUGCUGAUGCGUAUCUGACGCCAGCGAUCAAAAAGUAUAUUGCAGGCUUUCAAGCAGGCUUUGAAGGUGGCCUAGGCACAGAAAGUGUAAAGAAGGAAAGCGGUGCUAAGGGAGCACGCUGCGAGUUCAUGCAAUCGGAUGGAGGUCUCGUUGAUGUCGAUCUUUUCUCUGGCCUACGAGCAAUCUUGUCUGGUCCAGCGGGUGGAGUAGUAGGUUACGCACUGACUUCUUACGACUCAAAUACCAGGACACCUGUCAUUGGAUUUGAUAUGGGAGGUACUAGCACAGAUGUCAGCCGGUAUGGUUCCGGAAGGUAUGAGCAUGUCUUCGAGACUACAACAGCCGGUGUGACCAUCCAAUCACCGCAGCUCGACAUCAACACCGUUGCUGCAGGUGGUGGAUCUCGACUGUUCUUCCGUAACGGCCUAUUUGUGGUUGGUCCAGAGUCUGCAGGAGCACAUCCCGGGCCUGCAUGCUAUCGAAAGGGAGGUCCACUUACUGUCACCGAUGCCAACCUUUUCUUGGGUCGCCUCCUACCUGACUUCUUUCCCAAGAUCUUUGGAAAGACAGAAGAUCAAGGCCUAGAAGCGAUUGCCAGCGAGAAGCUCUUCAAGAAAUUGACUGAAGACAUUAACAAAGAGAUUGCUGGAAACGACAAGGAGAAGGAGAUGAGUCCGGAUGAAGUCGCUUAUGGGUUCAUUAAAAUAGCUAAUGAGACGAUGACUAGGCCAAUCAGGUCGCUGACCGAAGCUAAAGGAUACGAUACUUCGCAACAUCGACUGGCUACCUUCGGAGGUGCAGGUGGUCAGCAUGCAGUUGCGAUUGCCGAAAGUCUUGGCAUCAAGCAAAUUCUUGUCCAUCGGUACUCCUCAGUGCUAUCCGCCUAUGGGAUGGCGUUGGCGGAUGUUGUAGAUGAGAGCCAGGUACCAGACUCUAAGACUUGGUCUGAUGAAGGAGAGGUGGUGGACGAACUGAAGAAGACGAUGCACGACUUGAAAGAGAAAUCGACCGCAAAACUUCGAGACCAAGGCUUCUCUGAUGACAGCAUAGUCUUCGAGGAGUACCUAAAUAUGAGAUACAGAGGCACGGAGUCCCCUCUAAUGAUGGUGAGACCCAGUGAAGAAGAGGCAAAGAAAGACUUCGGUGGCAAUGACUGGGCGUUUGGGAAGGCAUUCGUCAAGCAGCACGAACAGGAAUUUGGUUUUACGCUACCAGAUCGUGACAUCAUAGUGGACGAUGUUCGCGCCAGAGGCAUCGGUAAGAGCUUCGAGGGAUUGGAGAGGACAGUCGACAUGCAGCUGAAGGACAUUAAACCGAAGGAUUUGGGCGAAGGAAAACGGUACGGUGUAUCCAAGGUCUACUUCGAAGGAGGACGCCAAGAAACUCCAAUCUACAAACUUGAAGAUCUUGACAUGGGCGAUCGAGUUCAAGGGCCCGCAAUACUGGCUGAUGGUACUCAAACCAUUGUCGUUACACCUGGAGCGACUGCCUUGGUCAUUGAAACACACGUCGUGAUUGACAUUGGAAAAACAGAAGGUCAAAAUAAAACAGUCAAUGCCAAAGAAGUUGAUCCCAUUAUGCUAAGUAUCUUUGCCCAUCGUUUCAUGGCUAUUGCGGAACAGAUGGGUCGGGCGUUACAGAAGACUAGUGUCAGUACCAAUGUCAAGGAAAGACUGGAUUACUCGUGUGCUUUGUUCGACUCUACAGGUGGCCUUGUUGCGAACGCGCCUCAUCUACCCGUCCAUCUCGGAAGCAUGUCGACCUGUGUCACGACCCAAGCAGAAAUAUGGAAAGGCAAGCUGAAGCCGGGAGAUGUUAUCGUGUCGAACCACCCAGAAUUUGGCGGUACUCAUUUACCAGAUAUCACAGUCGUCACUCCAGCUUUCAAUGGCGAGGACAUCAUCUUCUACGUCGCAUCUCGAGCUCAUCAUGCAGAUAUUGGCGGUAUUCUGCCCGGAUCAAUGCCUCCACACUCUCGAGAACUGUUCCAAGAAGGAGCGGCCAUCAAGUCAGAAAAGCUUGUAUCCGAGGGCAAAUUCAACGAAAAAAGGAUAACCGAGUUACUCUACGAUGAGCCAGCACAAUAUCCAGAUUGCAGCGGAACACGAUGCCUGGCGGAUAACCUCAACGAUCUAAAAGCGCAGAUCGCCGCCAACCAGAAAGGUAUCAACCUGAUCAGCGCACUGAUAGAAGACUACGGAGAGGAAGUCGUCCAGUUCUACAUGCGUAACAUCCAAGAUAAUGCUGAGCUAAGCGUUCGCAAUCUCCUCAAGGACGUCAGCAAGAGAUUCGAAGGCCAGGAUCUGACAGCUACCGACUACAUGGACGACGGUAGCCCAAUCAAACUCAAGAUCACCAUCGACCCCGGAGAGGGCGAAGCAAUCUUCGACUUCGCCGGCACCGGCCCAGAAGUCUACGGCAACACCAACGCCCCCGAAGCAGUCACCUACUCCGCCAUAAUCUACUGUCUCCGUAGUCUGAUCGAAGACGACAUCCCGCUGAACCAAGGCUGCCUCAAACCAAUCAAAGUGCUCAUACCAAAGAAAUCGUUCCUCUCGCCCUCCGACAAAGCUGCCGUCGUGGGCGGCAACGUCCUCACAUCCCAGCGCGUCACCGACGUCAUCCUGCUCGCCUUCACCGCCUGCGCCGCCUCCCAAGGCGACUGCAACAACCUCACCUUCGGCUUCGGCGGCAACCUCUCCACCUCGUCCUCCCCGACCAAAGGCUUCGGCUACUACGAGACCAUCGCCGGCGGCUCCGGCGCCGGUCCCACCUGGCACGGCACCAACGGCGUGCACACGCACAUGACCAACACGCGCAUCACCGACGCCGAAGUCUUCGAGCGCCGCUACCCGGUCACGCUGCGGCAAUUCAGCCUGCGCGCCGGCAGCGGCGGCAAGGGCCAGCACCGCGGCGGCGACGGCGUCGUCCGCGACAUCGAAUUCCGCAUCCCGGUCCAAGUCAGCAUCCUCAGCGAGCGGCGCGUGUACCACCCGUACGGGCUGUCCGGCGGCGAGGACGCCGCCUGCGGCAUCAACUACUGGGUGCGGCAUGUGCGCAAGGGGGGACGUGGCGACGAUAGGGAGGAGUGGGAGGAUCGGUGGAUCAAUCUUGGGGGCAAGAACACGGCGGCGAUGGAGAAGGGGGAGAGGAUCGUGGUGUGCACGCCUGGGGGUGGCGGGUGGGGGAAGGUCGGGGGGAGAGCAAGGCUGUCACGAAGAAGGAUGAGCGCGCGACGUGGAGGAAAGGGAGUGUGGCGCAGAGGAUGGAGGCGCAGGAGACGGCGUAGUGGGAAGGGAGGGGAUUUGUGUGCGCCGUGGAAAACUUUGAUCUUUGCCGCGACCAUUGCUGCGGCUGUCGUCCCGCCAUCCGAUGGGAUCAACCAAACCGGCUUUCACUACAAUCUCACCAACGCGGCAAGAUUGGGAGACAUAGACCCCCGCUUCACUACCGAUUACCGACAGGGGCAAGCAAGGCUCUCGGCUACAUCAUGCCUCAUGAACGCAGCCAACGCCAUGAUGGAGCUAGCACUCGAAAACUUCACGGAGUCAAUUCGCCCUCGAAAUUACAUGGAUCCUGGCUAUCCCGAGGUCGUAGUCGUGCCUAUGACGAUGGCGCCAGGGCAAGGGAUAGAAGCGCGGUAUCUGUUGUGGGGUGUAUGGAAAGGAAUAAGGUGGAUGAUCAGCCACCAGAGUUUCCGGGACCUCGUGAUCGGUGCAUACUGGGACGGGAUCCUGGUAUGCAGAAUUUGGAUGAAAGGGAGGCAAUUAAGUAUUGCUGGAAGCAAUGAUACUCUGGGCCUCACAGCGCGGUCAGAAAAGAUGUCCAUUCGCAACGCCACGGUAGAAUUUACGCAAGACUUGAGCAAAUCGGACGUCAGAAAUCCAUUGAACGACCAGCAUCUGACAGUAUCGGUGACCCAGGUUGGGGAAAUGCUUGGUAUCACGGAAGUCUUCGUCGCAAUUUUUGCGACUUUGGAAUAUAUUGCUCAGUUUCCAAGCACUGAUCGAGUGGUCGGAUUCCAGAUUUCUCCAGACGAUGAAGACACAACGAUUGGAUUCCUGGGUCAUCCUCGGGCUCCUGCGGUCAGAACACCAUCCUUGGAGUACCAGUGGGUCAUCCUGAGCGUAGGACAGAUUCCUGGGUAUUUGUUACAGCAGAGGAGGUUCACGGAAGUGAUUAUCGAGAUUGCUGUAGACGGAGUCCCGCUUGGGGAAGGAUUCAUGUUCAAAUAA